Homalodisca vitripennis (glassy-winged sharpshooter) is the source of this 4409-nucleotide messenger RNA. RefSeq lists its product as uncharacterized. The record is from RefSeq and is a predicted model, not a curated record. The coding region runs from base 343 to 3114 and encodes 923 amino acids. Lineage: Eukaryota; Metazoa; Arthropoda; Insecta; Hemiptera; Cicadellidae. The transcript is spliced from 14 exons.
UCGUUUCGUUUUGUGCUUGUUUGUACUGUUUGUAGAGAUGGUCGAAGUGGAAACAAAAUGAAAGUACUUAUAGAUAGUUUAAUUUCUCAUUUUGUUGUCUAACUAUAUUACUCCAACGACCAUUGUCCUGUUACUACAAAUAUUUAAACUCGUACACUUAUGUUGUUAUAAUAUUCAUCUGACUUAAAAACAGGAGGAUUGCAAUUUCAAUGUGUUUGUUAUUUGUGGAACAUAACCCCUAUUCGUAAUGAAGAUUGCGCCGAAAGAAUAUUUACUAACUAUGAACAGCUAAUACAUUUUCGAGAAACCUUAAGGUUUGGAAGUUUUAUUUGAAGGUUCUGAAUGGCGUAUAAUCAAGAUGCUAUUGUGACAAGCUCACAAGAUGGUGUCAUGGAGUCAUCUCGCAAUGGAAACUUGUCAGAGCCAUCACCAGUGAAGGUGACACACGUCAAGGUGGCCAAGGUAUUUCCAACAGUGCGCAAGGAGGAAGAGAAGCCUGGAGUGGAUGACACAGCCAAGGAGAAGGUUAAGGUGUCUAAGAAGCAGGUGUUCCCAUGGCUCUGCAAGUUCAAUGCCCUGUGUAGGGAGGCAGCCGGUAGUCGCAGCUAUAAAAGACUGGAUGACCUCAUGGAAGUCUAUACAAGACAUGUAGCCCAGGAUGUGAAGAAUUGCUACAAGAAGCCGAACAGAGCUUCAAAGGUAAAGGCAAAAAUGAACGAUUACAUGAAACUCUUUCAUAUGCUGUACCGUGACAUCAGGAGGCCAUUAGAACAUAAUUAUUAUCUGGAUAGGAUGUCUGAUCUGCUGGCAAUGUAUCUUGACAUGGAAAUCAAGGCAUCACGUCGAGGCAAGGAAAAUCCCAGAAUCAUAUCUGACAGAUUGAUGUCUGCUAUGUUCAUCCUUUUAGAAAACUCGAUGGGCCACAUUCUCAAUGCCAUCUUGAAAGCCAAAUUCUUUGUCAAGAGGUUCAAUGAAAUCUGCAUUCCUAUUAUUAUGAGAGUUCUAAGAGAUAUUCCAUGUGAGCUAAAUGAAGUCUCAUAUAUUCAGUACGUCCUGGUUUUCAAGAAGUGGAAGGUAUUGGUGGGCAGAAAGGAAGAGCGCCAAGAGAUCAACCGAUUAGCAGCUGCCAGAUUGACACCACCACCAGGAUUUGCGGAUGUCUACCACGAUUCAGACAAGUACAAUGGGUUGCUACCAAUGGUGGCCAAGGGCAAGCCAGACAAGUUCACUCUCUUGCUCAUGCAGGCUCCAGGACUCAACGUUAAGGAUAAUGCAGAGGGUUACCUGAGUACUUUAGAUGCAGGAGAUAACACAAUUAAAAGUUUAGAUGACACAGAAUUAAAUAAACCCCUGUUCGGUGAAGAAUUCAAUGACAUAUAUAAUGAGGAGGAUCAUAAGAGUGAAAAACGGUGCUCAUUGUGUUGCAAACAAAUUUGGAAGGAACUUGAAGAUAUAGUACAGGGCACUACUGGUGAUGUCCUGUAUGAUUCUCUGUUCGAAGAAGAAUUCAUGGCGAGAGUUAAGAGACGACAAAUGGCGGAAGAGAGGCAGAGGCUAGCUCAGUUGGCUGCCAAGAAAGCCUCCAAAGUUAAAAAAGUCAAAGUCGUUGAAAAGAAAGUUACUAAUUCAAGUAUGGCUUGUGUCCAUAGCUCUAAAGCGUCAUCAGGAUACAAUAGUUUCAGUUAUCCUGAUACAACGUCCAGUACAUCAAGCUUGAAGUCAGACACCAUUUCUAAUGAGAGAUUAUUUGUAAAGGAGGUUCCCAAGAUGGAAGCUGAUAGUCAGAGUCAAGAUGAGAUCAUCGUUAUAUCAGAAGAUGAAGAGGAGUUCAAUCAGCCAAUAAAGGUGGAGUUGGAUGAAAUGAAAUUCAUUGGAGAUAAACCUGAAUUGAGUAAACUGGAGGAACAAGAGACAAACAGGUGGGAUCUACAGACGCCAGUACUGAGAGCAGUAGUCAGGCCAGAGAACAUUGAACAGCUAUCGAUCAAUGAAAAUCUGAAGGAAGAGUGCAUUCAGAAUGUACAAGGAACGAAAAGUGAGAGCUUAUUAGCAGAAUGUGAGGAAACCCAGGAAGUUGAAUCGAUGCUGACAAAGGAAGGGAAUCAAGUGAAUUCAAGAGUUGAAGGAGGAGGUGAAGUGGUCGUGGACUUGGCUCAGGAAGUAGUGGCUGUUGAGCCAGUUGCUACUCCCUCUACCAAGGGCGACCAUUCAUCUCCUCUUUAUGAUGCAAAAACUAAUGGUGAUUUACUAUUAGAAGAAAUCACAAAGGUGUCUGAUGUGCCUGAAGGAAUUCCUCCCAUAUGGCCGGACAUUGAUGGUCAGAAUUUUCAAAAUCAACCGUUUGGUGAUAUUUUUGACCCUAACGACCCCAGCAUGUUCAUGUAUUAUCCAGAAGGUACUGGGGAAAACCAGAACUGGCCAUUUUCUCAUGAUCUCAUCUUAACACAGUACGAUGAUGAAUUAUUUGCUCAGUAUGAGUGCGGUAACACGAAUGCAUUUCCAGAUUUUUACAACGAACAGCCGGACAUGCUCUUUACGGGAAUGGACAUGUCGUCUCCACCGCUAAUGGAGAUGAUGCGGGAUGAGCCAGUGGAGUAUCAGCUGAGCACCACCCACUGGGAGGACCUCAGUAUGAUGGUCAGUGAAAGUACAUGCAAUGAGAAAACUGAUACUACAAAUCCAGAUUCAGCCCCUGCAGCCCCUGAUGAGGAAGAGGCUGGACCAACUGUCGUCUUUAUUGAGAGGCGGAAAGGCCGUAGGGCCAAACCUAAGAGUAAGACUAAGGAGACAAACUCAACAAAAAAAGAAACGGAACAGAUUAAUGAGAAAAAAACCAAAGCAAAAGAAGAUGGGGGUAGAAAGACAAAGCAAGCAACUCAGAGACGGAAGAGGGUGAGAUUUGUGUCCGAAGACGAAGAUGAGGACGAAAUUGAAGAUGAACCAGAACCAGAGCCUGAGCCUAAGAAAAAGAAAGGAAGACAGAAAAAAGCUCCACCGCCUGCACCUGUUGCACCCCCCAAGUCUCCACCCCAGACGAAUGGAAGAAAACCUCGAGGAGGAUCACAACCUUCAUCGUCUGUGUCCAAAAAGAAGGCUCAGACAAGAAGAAGAUAAUAAGAUCCAGAAACUGAAGACUGCCAUGAAAGAAUUUAGUGUACAUAGUUAUUUAUAUAGAAUUUAUUUUAUACUGCCCCUAUCCUGUGUUAUUUGAAGUCUUUCGUAUGAUGAUCAUGGUAACUGUACAGUGUGUAUAUUGUAAAUAGAUUUUAUUCAAAGUGGUUUUUGAGUUGAGAUAGAGAGACAUAUGGAAUAUAUUCAUAUCUGGUUAAAACAGUUAUCAUUGCAGAUUUUUGAAUCUUUAUUUAAUAAUUAAUUAAUUAUCUUUUUAAAAUAACACAUUAGAAUAUUGUUUUAUUUAUUAGAUUUUAAAAAGAUUAUACAUUUUAUACCGUAUGCUGGGCAUUGAAUAAAAAAUUAUACAUUUUAUACAUUACGCUGGACAGUGAUUUAAAAUAUUUUAAAAUUGUAAUGAAUGGGAACCGUUAGUUCAAUUUCGAAAAAAAUUGUACGAGUCCUUUUCUCUGACAACAUGUAAACAAUCAAGUGUUACAUAAUGAUUUAUAUUUAUUUCUUCAUCUACUUCUGUCAUUUUGUUGAAGUUUUAUUCUUGUUUUAUAUUUGAUUUUUAUGAAUGUACAGUAUGCAACCUAUUUAUACGAUCAGAUCCAUGAUUUUGAACAUACUUAUUUUAUUGAUACAUUUUUUAUUAAUUGUAUGUUUCACCAUUUGGUACAAAACAUAAUUUUACACUAAUAAACCCCAGCAAAAGUCUAACUUCUGUUUGGUUUUAAGAUAUAUUAUCUUCAACUCAAUAUUACUUUAUGUAAAUACAAAUGUGAUAUGCUGGAUCUGUGUACAUUCUGAACUGAAAUGACUUUUGUACAUAAGAAUAUUUUAAAAAAAGGUCCGGCCACUUAUGUGUUAGUACAAGAUGCAACCAUGUUCUUUAAACAAAGGAAAUUAACACCAUUAAAGUUGUUGCAUACCAGUCAAUAUGCCUCUGUUGUUUUGCACAUAGAUAAUUUUAUUUACUGAGAGUAAUAUAAACUAAAUACUUAUAGGAAAAAUUGCCUGUAACAUUUUAUACUGAUUGUUAAUGUUAAGAACUUCUUUAAAAAAAAAUUUCUAAGUUUGAGUACAGUUAUGAAAAAAACUAAGAAGGUUUACUGGAGUAUUUAAAAUCACAAUUUGUAGAAUAUUAGUGGAAAUUAAGAAUUAAAGUAAAUUAUACAUUUAAUUGAGCAUAAUGUGUAAUGCUAUUUAUUUUUUAGUAAACUAAAGCAUAUUUAAGUUGUGUGAAAUUGAUUUGUUAGUGAAGUAUAUUAAAUUGUCACAAGAUUCUAGGUGAA